UUCCACAACAUUUGAGAAUCGUGGCGACGGAUCAUCAUAGAUUGAUAAUAAUACCAAACGAUGGAAAUACAAGUUGGAGCCUGUUGCUUGUUUCUGAGUGUGGCUUUGGUCGACGGAUGCACGAACUAAAGUAGAGGAUUGGGGCGCACCAGACUCGUGACUUCUGCACUGUGAAGGAGAUAUGCGACCUUAUUCUGGUAUCACACGACUCAGAUGAACGCUUUUGGGGGUUUCUGCGCGACCCUGGUGCUGUCCCGCCGCCCCAUCACGGCCUCCUCACGCCCUCUAUAGUGGUGAAGGAGGUCUGCCCUGGCUGGGUCUGUGGUGUGGUCUGCCCGGCUGGUCAGCGAGGACGGCUACUGCAGCAGGUUUGAGGAGGUUUUCCAUGCUCCAGCCUUAACACAGGGAAUACUGCAAGAAAGGAAUCACAAACAGGACCUGAAACUACAGGCGGAACGCAGAGGCACAGACAGAACCUAGAACCAACAACAAACAGGACCUAAACCUCCAGCCGGAACCUAGAUCCUCAAACAGGACCAACGGAGGUAACACAGAGGUACAGGAGCGUUGUUGAGAACGGGAGCGUUGUCGAGAUCCGACCAAAGGCCUCCAGUCUAGUGUGCAAUCCCCACUUACUCACCAGCUGCUAAAGGGAGCUGCUGCAUAGUGUGGUGAGGUGGUGAGGUCCAGGGAGAGUUCAGCCUGACACAUUAAUACACAACAGUGUCCAGCCCAUCAUCUGUCCUGUCCAGGGUGUGUGUGUGUGUGUGUGUGUGUGUGCAGCACGUGAGCGCUUCCUGGGUGUGUGUGUGCGGUCAGGUGGUGUGUGCGCGUGCGGGCCUGUGUGAGUGGUACGUGAGUGCUAUCCAGAGUGUGUGUGUGUGUGUGUGUGUGUGUGUGUGUGUGUGUGUGUGUGUGUGUGUGUGUGUGUGUGUGUGUGUGUGUGUGUGUGAAAGGAAUACUUGGGCAGCCUGCUGGAGUGUCUGCGGUCAGGAGGUGGACUGGGCGCGCUCAGUAAUGGCCCACCGGUCGAGAUGAGGCUCCCCCAUCACACCAGCGAAAGCCCAGAGCCCUCCGAGGACACGGAUCACGCCCACAAUGACUCAACCCACAGCGAUACAGUAGACCACACCCACAAAGAUGAGAACCACAUAAGCCCCUCCCCCGAGAGGUCCCGGAGGAAACGGGUCCCCAAGAAAUGUGACUGCUGCGGGCCCGGGGGCCAUGCGGGGGGACACGACACGCCUGGAAGGGGCCACUCCGGGAGGGGGAGGGGCAGGGGCACGGGCACAGGUAGGGGCCAAGGCAGGGGACACCCUGGGAGGGGCCGGGGACAUUCUGCAUCUGGCAGGGGCCACAGUGUGGCGGGAAGGAGCCAUUCUGGUUCCGGCAGGGGCCACAGUGUGGCGGGCAGGGGACAUUCUGGUUCCGGCAGGGGCCACAGUUUAUCAGACAGGGGACAUUCUGCGUCUGACAGGGGCAGGGGCCACAGUGUGGCGGGCCGGGGACAUUCUGGUUCCAGCCGGGGCCACAGUUUAUCAGACAGGGGACAUUCUGCGUCUGACAGGGGCAGGGCCAGAGGCCACUCAGGGAGGGGCAGGGGCCACAAUGCGUCCAUCAGGGGCCACUCUGCUCCAGGCAGGGGCCACUCUGCUCCAGGCAGGGGCCACUCUGCGACAGGCAGGGGCAGGGGGCAGCAUGACGUCUCUGCUAGGGAUGAUGGUGUCCCCGCCAGGGGCCACAGUUUGUCCACCCGGGGCCUGCCUGUAGCUCGGCGGUCCAGGGGAAGGGGCAGCUUCGCGGCCGUCAAGGACCACAUCGCCGUGACCAAUCACGUCAGUCCGGGAGGAGGCACAGCCAAGCUGGCGGUGUGCGUCUCCACGGCGACCACACAGAUGAAGCUUACAGAAACGCAGGAGCCUGUAGUCAUGGUAACCACACAAACAGACGCACAGGCGGACUCUACCUCCCUGGAAACUACACAGACAGGUGUGCAGGAGGGGUCGGUUGCCUUGGUAACUAGUCAGGCGGAUGUGCAUGCACAGUCGGUACCCGUUGUGACAACAUGUACAGGUGAGCAAGUGGAAUCCGAAUCCACAACACAAACAAAGGCGCAGACAGAGUCUAUGACAACAACCCAAACACACACGGAGGCGGUAGCCGUGACAACAACACAGCCAGAGAUACGGGUGUUGUCAGUAUUCACGUUGACGUCUCAAAUGGACAUAGCGUGGCCAGAGGGUGACGGACAAGCUGAACCAGCCAAUCGGGACUGUGUGCAGACGGUAACGCCGUCACAUGACCAGGCCCUCAGCCAAUCGCCAGCCUCUAAGCCUCCUGCGCCUGCCCCCCUGCUGAACGGCUCUGUGGGGGGGUGCAGUGACGUGGAGAUGGAGGAGGAUCCAACUAUGAAGGGGGAGGAGUCAAUAUCUAUGAAAGCUGAUGAGUCUGUAUCCAUACUAACGGAUGAGUCGGUAUCCAUAGUAACAGAUGAGUCCGUAUCCAUAGUAAUGGAGGAUUCGGUUUCUAUGGUAACGGAGGAGGAGUCAGCAGUGUCGGAGGAGUACUGGGGGCAGGCUCUGUGGGACCACACCUACUGCAGGAGACCUCAAACACACGCACACACACACCCGCCACACACAGACGACAACCAUGAAGGACUAGUGGACCUCAUUCAUGAAUACCUUGAGGAGUUUUAUGGGAAGUAUGGCAGCUUCAUUCCUCUAUCUGAGGACGACAUUCAUGACUAUCUGACAAGCAAGGCACCCGCUGACCUCAGUGACCGGAAGUUGGUGAAGAGUGAGGUGGCGAAGUAUAAGGCUGGAUUGGCCACACCCACCCAACACUUCUGCGUCAGCCACAACAAACACACACUCACACUUGAGGACCUCUCAACGCUGGACGACCACAGCUGGGUCAACGACCAGGUCAUCAACAUGUACGGUGAGCUGAUUAUGGAGGCGGCCAAUCACAAGGUUCAUUUCUUCAACAGCUUCUUCUACAGGCAGCUGGUGGCUAAAGGCUACGAGGGCGUCAAGCGCUGGACCAAGAAGGUGGAUCUCUUCUCUAAGAGUCUCCUCCUCAUUCCUCUGCAUCUGGAGGUCCACUGGUCUCUGCUGUCUGUGGACGUGGCCAGCAAGAGCAUCCACUUCUACGACUCACAGGGUAUCAUGUUCAAAUACGCUGUGGACAACAUCUUGAAGUACCUUCUGGCUGAAGCCAAAGAGAAGAAGCAGCUCAACUUCCAGAAGGGCUGGAAGAUGAUUAUCCAGAAGAAUAUUCCCCAACAGAAAAAUGACAGCGACUGUGGCGUCUUUGUAUUGGAGUACUGCAAGUGUCUGGCUCAGAAGCGUGACCUGCUCUUCUCGCAGGACGAUAUGCCGCGUGUCCGCAAGCGGAUCUACCAGGAGCUGUGCGAGGGAAAGCUCAGAGACGCUCCCUCUCCCUCGUUAGCCGACUGUGUCUCGUUAAUGGACACGGACUCGUUAAAGGACUGAUCCUCGUCAGAACACAGAACCCCUUUGGCGGGAUGACGUCCGUCAUGCGACUGACCCUCUUACUGAAACUGACCCUCGUUCUUCUCACCAGGCCACCAGACUAACCGUUGCUAGGAGAUGGAUCUUCGUUAAGUGACUCGUUCCUCGUUAAAGGUCCCGUCUUGUCUUCGUUAGUAAAUUGUUGACGGAUUGUGGAUCUCCUGCCUCCUCCUGCUCCAAGGUUAUGGUCUCGGGUUCGAUUGGUCAUCACUGACACAGUUUCGUAAUUACGGUUCAGUCGUGCGAUGGUCGUCAUGGCUUGGGUGUGAGUGUAAGACUGCUGGUGUUACCGUCACAAUUGUGAUGGAUUUUAUGGACUGACCUCUAUCACUCCUCAUAUGAAGACUGCUCAUCAGCAGUGAAGCUGGUUAACCGUGCAAACAAACCAAAAGCAACUAGAGCGACAACAGCGAUGGAAGUAAUUGACUUUGAAUGGAGGAGCUGGCGACUGAAGAGACAAACGCAAUUUGGGCGACAAGAGGCGAUUUGACCGAAAUAUUAUGGUUAUGGCAAAUAUUAUGGUAAUGAGCUAUGAUGCGGUUCGGCAACAGCUGCCACAGCCAACUGGAGUGUCAGAGUGCUUGCAUACUGCUUUUAUCGGUCAUACUCUGUCGCUUUUAUCGCUCGUGUCGCUCUUGCUAUGAAAACAGUCUGGCGACUCUUUGUAGCUUUUGUUGCUUUUGGUGUGUUUGAACGGUAAUCUCGUUAAGACUGAGCAAUGGCUGCCUUUUUCGACUGUGUAUGAAAGUUCUUCCUCUCCUUCUCUGACUCUUCCCUUCAUCUGUUCCAUCUCUCCACCUCUCUGCCACUUCUUCCUCUCUGCCUGUGCUAUUAGCUUUUUUCAUUAGCGCCUGGCUGGUGCUCAUUCUUCGGUUUUCUUCACACUUCCUUUGUUACGCAUCAAGCUAAUCUCUUACACGAUAACUAGCUACUAGAUAACAAGCUAAUCUUCAUGAGCAUGUUAUUUCCCCCUGCUAAUUGUCAUGAACUAUACAUUUAAAUUAAAGUUCAUAUUUCAAGUUUCAUGUACUGCUUAUCUAAGUAUGCUAAUGUUCAUGAUGAACAACAAGUUUGAGCUUAUAAUGCUCAGGCCCCUUCCAUCAUAAGCUCCUCCCUCCUAAUAUGGCCGUUAACACCCCAUGCUUCCUUGUUACUAUGGUUACAUGUUUUAAAUGGACAUGCCAUAGAUGUAGAACAUUAGACUAGAGGUGACCCCGCCCCCUUUAUCACAGCAAUCCUGGCAGCCAUUAUUUGUAGGUAGACCUGAGCAAUGUUUUGAAGUGCUGUCGCAAAUUGCCUUGUAACCUCUAGUCUAAUGUUCUAUUUCUAUGGGACAUGCCUUCUGUUUUCUGUUGACUUCCUGUUCGGUUGUUGCUUUUGGUUACGCGUUUCCAGCGGACACACUUCCUGUUUCUCUGUUGCUAUGGUUACACAGCUGAAACGGACACACCCCCUGUUCUCUUCCCCCUAUCCUGUUGGAUGGUUGGUUGACAUGGUGACUGACUGUGAGGGCUGUUUAUUUUGAAUGUACCGUCACUGGAGUGCUUUUAUAUAUGCCAGAGCUCUGGAGAGCAGAACUGACUCUAGAACUGUCUGGAACUUUUCUCUGGAGAGCGGAACUCUAUAGAACUCUCUGGAACACAGAGGCCUGAGGAGCUGAGUGGAGCGACGGAUAUGACUGAUUUGAGCUGCUGGAGAGGUGACCAGUAAGCGGUGAGCGAUGGCUAGCCCUAGCUAGCUAUGGCUAGCCGUUAGCCAUUAGCUGCUAGCUGCUAUCGGUCGUGUUUCCGUCUGACUGUUUGACCCUCAGCAAUGACCACUGGCCUAACCACAGAUGUUUUUAUCACUGCUUGAGUUACCCUUUAGAGAGAGAGUGAGAGAGAGAGUGUGUGUGCGCGUGUGCACGUUUGCGUGCAAGUUUUACUGUCCUGUGUCCUUUUGCAAGUGUGUGUGUUGUGUUUUUUUUCUCUGCCCAGUUCCUGAUGAAACUCCCUAUUUGGUCCAGUGGAGCUCUGCUUCGGAGUCACUUGAAGUCACACUCACACACACACACACACACACACACACACACACACACACACACACACACACACACACACACACACAGAUACCCCUAUACAGUAAGCCCAUACAUUUACACGCAUACAGUUGCGGGAACCUGACAACCCAGCUGUACAGAGUUGACUUUAAAAAAAGAUAAAAGUGUGUGUGGGUCCUGCCAGACUGAUGAUUAGAACGGGCAUGAGAGAGGAACAGUGUGUGCGUGUUUGUGUGUGUCCGUGUGUCCGUCUCCUUUCAGACUCUGAAGUGUAGACUGUGUGUGUGAGAGUAUGUGUGUACUUUUACAUGUGACAUUAAAGUUCUAAAGGUCUU
Messenger RNA from Engraulis encrasicolus (European anchovy), 5909 nucleotides. RefSeq names its product SUMO specific peptidase 5 (gene senp5). Gene Ontology annotation, biological process: proteolysis; protein desumoylation. NCBI's taxonomy places the organism in Eukaryota, Metazoa, Chordata, Actinopteri, Clupeiformes, Engraulidae. The transcript has 10 exons. Gene Ontology annotation, cellular component: nucleus. The record is from RefSeq and is a predicted model, not a curated record. Gene Ontology annotation, molecular function: deSUMOylase activity. Bases 1035 to 3497 code for a protein of 820 amino acids.